ACUGAAACGCCCAUGCUUCCUUGUAUAUGUAUAAAUAAAACCAUGCUAUAGUCUAUACCUAUUAGCCUUCUUUUUUUUUUUUCAUUUUUUAGGUAUAGCUUCUACUUCUCUCAGUCUCCACAUUUCCUCUCCUUUCCCAUAUAAAUUCAAAAGCAUCAUUAUUAUUGUUUUUUGUCUACUUAUCUCGAAAAGCUUUCUGUUCCCAACUUCCAUUCAAAUCUAACCAUAUUCUCUUAUGGGUAUUUCUUUAUCUUUCUAAAGAAGAGAGAAAGAGGGACUUUAGUAGGGUUUGGCUGCAAUUCUUGUUUCUAUAUUGGAGGGCAAAAGAAUGCAGAAAUUUCAUCUGCUUGUUUCUUUAUCUUUGCUUGCUUGCCUUGUUACUCUUCCACCAUUUGUUUCUUGCUUGUCUCACGAAGAUAUCAGCGGUCAGAAGAGCACGAGACAUAACAUUCAUAGGCUAAGUCCUAAGAUGAAAUCUGAAGUUGCUCUUCAUGGAGUUCUGUUAUGGGUGUCCAUGGGGUUCUUAGCGCCUCUUGGGAUACUCAUUAUUAGAAUGUCCAAUAGAGAGAAAGAUGUAAAAAGAAGGAAACUUUUCUUUUACCUCCACUUGAUUUUGCAGGCACUUUCUGUGCUUCUUGCCACAUCUGGAGCUAUCAUGUCCAUAAAAUCAUUUGACAAUUCUUUUGAUAACAACCACCAGAGGAUAGGUCUAGCUCUUUACUGUGCUGUUUGGGUGCAAGCUGUUAUUGGAUUCUUGAGACCUCUAAGAGGGAGUAAAAGAAGAAGUAAGUGGUAUCUCCUGCAUUGGAUGCUUGGAACAGUGACAUCUCUAGUUGGGAUAAUCAAUAUCUACACGGGGUUAGAUGCUUACCAUAAGAAAGUAUCAAGAAACACAAGAAUUUGGAAUAUACUUUUCACAGCACAAAUCUUUUUCAUGGGUUUCUUUUACCUAUUUCAAGAGAAAUGGGAGUACAUGCAAAAGCAAGGAAUGAUUUCAGGCAAUGAGACAAUAGAAACCACCAAUAUGAAUCAACUUAUUACUCAUACUGAAUCUCAAAAGGUGUUGGCUAUGGUGCCUGAAUCAUGUGCCAAGAACAAUGCACUAAAGAACUUGUUUGACUAAUUGCUUAAAAUUGAUAUUUAUGGAUUUGUAUUUCUUUCAUUUUCACCUUUUUCUUUUCUAUAAUUUCUUUAUCAUUUUUAAUUAUGGGUUUUGCUUAUAUAUGUAUACUUUAUUUCUUGAUGCUUGCACUCCAUUGAUUCAAGUUUCUUAAAGUUAUAUGUUAAUGGAGUGCAUGCAUGAAAAAGUAGAGUAUAAUUAGCAAUAUCCCUUCUUAUAUAUAUUGGGUAUGGAAUUUCUUGUGAUCUCUUUUUAGUCCUGAUUUAGAAACGGGCAUUGGAAAAGGAACACUUAGGUAAUAAAUUGUGUAAUUCUUGGUACAAGCUAUAUUACCAAGUUGGUGUUUUUGUUGUGUA
Messenger RNA from Jatropha curcas, 1476 nucleotides. RefSeq names its product Cytochrome b561/ferric reductase transmembrane protein family. Gene Ontology annotation, molecular function: heme binding; transmembrane monodehydroascorbate reductase activity. The record is from RefSeq and is a predicted model, not a curated record. Lineage: Eukaryota; Viridiplantae; Streptophyta; Magnoliopsida; Malpighiales; Euphorbiaceae.